This is a messenger RNA of Oxyura jamaicensis (ruddy duck), 5543 nucleotides long. It is a transcript of the gene NID1, whose product is annotated as nidogen 1. The transcript has 20 exons. Bases 25 to 3825 code for a protein of 1266 amino acids. Gene Ontology annotation, biological process: cell-matrix adhesion. The record is from RefSeq and is a predicted model, not a curated record. NCBI's taxonomy places the organism in Eukaryota, Metazoa, Chordata, Aves, Anseriformes, Anatidae. Gene Ontology annotation, molecular function: calcium ion binding.
CUGCCUCCCCCGCCGCCGCCAGCCAUGGGCGCCGCGCCGCGCUGCCCGCCCUGGGCGCUGCUGGCCCUGGCCGCGGCCAUGGCGCUGCCCGCCCCGGUCCUUCCCGCCCCGGCGCUGCAGCCCCAGCCCCAUCCCGAGCCGCUGCUGCUGCCUCACGGCCCGGGGCACGGCGACGCGGCGCUGGAGCACGGCGACGACUCUCGCUCGGCGGCGCUGGAGCUGCGCAGGGCGCUGCGCUUCUACGGGGCGGCCGUGCGCUCCCUACACGUUGCCACAAAUGGGAUUGUCGCAGUGAAUGAACCUUCAAAUGAGGAAAAAUACCUCGGUCAAUUCCCUGUCAGUUUUGGGGCUAUUGCGCCCUUUAUGGCUGAUCUGGAUACAACAGAUGGACAUGGAAAUGUGUAUUACAGAGAAGAUUCAUCCUCAGGGGUCUUGAAACUUGCAUCAGACUAUAUCAAAAGGGGGUUUCCUGAGGCCACUUUCGAACCCAGCAGCGUUGUUAUUGUUACCUGGAAGCUUGUGGCUCCUUACCAGGGACCUGGAGAAGAUCCUGCUUUGGAAGAAAAGAGAAACACAUUCCAGGCUGUUCUAGCCUCAUCCGAUUCCAGUUCAUAUGCUAUUUUCCUUUACCCAGAAGACAGUUUGCAGUUCUAUAGUACCUACUCCAAGAAUGAUGAUGGGAAGAUUCCUGCUAUGGUUGGCUUUAGCCAAGCCUCCACAAACUACUACUUUUGGGAAAAGCCGGGAUCCUACAAUAUCAUCGCUAAUGAUGAAGACAGCAUUAGAAACUUGCACAAAAGCAGCAAUGCUGGGAAGAAGGGAGUCUGGGUGUUUGAGAUUGGUAGCUCGUCUGACAGUAUUGUGCCUGCCAAGAUCAGCAAUGUUCUGGAGAGCCUAGAAUCCAGUGAACAAGACCAGGAGUUGACAUCAAAGCCAUUUAUGUCAGACUAUGGCUCCACUGAAAUAAGACAACAGUAUGUCACCAGCAGUAUGGACAGUAUAGAAGAGGAUCAGCACAUUACGUAUAGCGUUCCUCAGUUAGCUGCAGAAGACUUUGUAACUUCAUACCAAGAUGUAACAGGAACACCUUCAACUGAGUCGUUUUACAGUCAUCAAGACUUCCCAACAGCAAAAGCUGCACCUCGCCAGUUCCCGGCCCAGCGGUUCCCCCCACAGGAACCCCAGGUCAUAGAUGUGGAAGAAUUUGAUGAAACUGGUAUUGUGUUCCGCUACCACACGGAUGUCCAGCAGACCUGUGCUAACAAUCGCCACCAGUGCUCUGUUCACGCUAUCUGCAAAGAUUACCCCAAUGGAUUUUGCUGCAGUUGUAUUGCUGGUUACAAAGGAAACGGCAGACAAUGUGUAGCAGAAGGUUCCCCUCAAAGAGUUAAUGGGAAAGUCAAAGGAAGAAUCUUUGUAGGAAAUAACCCCGUGCCAGUUACGUUUGAGAACACCGAUCUCCACUCCUACGUCGUGAUGAACCAAGGACGUGCCUACACUGCUAUCAGCACUAUCCCAGAGACCUUGGGGUAUUCUUUAUUGCCUCUUGCCUCUAUUGGAGGUAUAAUAGGAUGGAUGUUUGCUGUGGAACAGCAAGGAUAUAAAAAUGGAUUCAGCGUUACUGGUGGUGAGUUUACACGGCAAACAGAAGUUACUUUUCUUGGCAACAAUGAGAAGCUGGUGAUAAAGCAGAAAUUCAGUGGCAUUGAUGAGCAUGGUCACCUUACUAUCAGCACAGAAAUGGAGGGCAGAAUACCUGAGAUCCCCUCUGGUGCAUCAGUUCAUAUUGAACCAUACACUGAACUCUAUCACACUUCUAGUUCUGUUAUCACUUCCUCAUCCACCCGAGAGUACACAGUGACAGAGCCAGAAAGGGAUGGGGUUGCUUCCACAUACACAGGUGCCUAUCAGUGGCGACAGACCAUCUCCUUUGAUGAAUGCAUUCAUGAUGAGUCGUUACAUGCUACUUCUGCUACUCAGCAGCUCUCAGUGGACAGUGUAUUUGUCCUGUAUAACAGAGAUGAGCAAAUUCUGCGAUAUGCUAUGAGUAAUUCCAUCGGCCCAAUCAGUGAUGGUUCUGCUGAUAUUAACCGGAAUCCUUGCUACACGGGUACCCAUAAUUGUGACACCAAUGCAAUAUGUCGUCCAGGAACUGGAAAUCGUUUCUUCUGUGAAUGUUCGGUUGGCUUCCGUGGAGAUGGAAACGUUUGUUAUGAUGUUAAUGAAUGUUCAGAGCAACCAGCUCUAUGUGGCAGCAAUGCAGUUUGCAAUAACCAGCCAGGAACCUACCGAUGUGAGUGUGUAGACGGAUACCAGUUUGCAGCAGAUGGGCAGACUUGUGUUGCUGUUGAAUAUGCCGUAAACCACUGUCAGACAGGCACACAUGGUUGUGACAUUCCUCAGCGUGCUCAGUGUGUGUACACUGGUGGCUCUGCCUACAUCUGCACGUGCCUCCCUGGCUUCUCUGGAGACGGGCGUGCCUGUGAGGAUACAGACGAAUGUCAACAGGGCCGCUGUCAUCCUGAUGCUUUCUGCUACAACACUCCUGGGUCCUUCAGCUGCCAGUGUAAGGCAGGUUAUCGUGGGGAUGGUUUCCAGUGUGUAUUAGGAGGAGUGGAAAAGACCAGAUGUCAGCAUGAGCAAGAAGUAGCUCUUGCAAGCGGAGGCGCCUUCUUCCAAAGAGAGAUGAGAGUGGCUCAGUUCAUUCCUCAGUGUGAUGAGCAUGGCAAUUACCUGCCCACUCAGUGCCAUUCCAGCACCGGAUAUUGCUGGUGUGUGGAUAGGGAUGGAAAUGAGAUUGAUGGCACCAGGAGUGGCCCAGGAGUUCAACCACCAUGUCUGAGCACAGCUGCUCCUCCUGUUGCUAUUGGGCCCUCUGUUCGACCAGACACGAUACCCCUGCCUCCAGGAACACACUUGCUCUUUGCCCAAAGUGGGAAAAUUGAGCAUGUUCCACUAGAGGGAAACAAUAUGAAGAAAAAUGGUGCAAAAGCACUCUUGCAUAUUCCAGACAAAGUUAUUAUUGGAGUUGCUUAUGAUUGCAUGGACAAGAUGGUUUAUUGGACAGACAUCAGUGGCCCUUCGAUCAGCAGAGCUAGCCUGCAUGGUGGGGAACCAACAACCAUCAUCAAAACAGACUUGGGAAGCCCUGAGGGGAUAGCUGUAGAUCAUCUGGGUCGCAACAUCUUCUGGACUGACUCUCAACUUGAUAGAAUAGAAGUGGCUAGGCUGGAUGGGCGCCAGCGUCGCAUCCUUUUUGACAGUGGCCUGGUGAACCCCAGAGCAAUUGUUGUGGACCCUGUGAGAGGAAACUUGUACUGGACUGACUGGAACAGAGAAGCUCCUAAAAUUGAAACCUCAUACAUGGAUGGCACAAACAGAAGAAUACUCGUUAAGGAUGAUCUGGGAUUACCAAAUGGACUGACAUUUGAUCCUUAUUCCUCAAUGCUGUGUUGGGUAGAUGCAGGUACAAAGAGACUGGAAUGCAUGAACCCUAAUCAGUUUGGUCGACGAAAGAUUGUUGAAGGAAUUCAGUAUCCUUUCAGUGUUACAAGCUAUGGGAAGAACUUAUACUACACGGACUGGCGCAGGGAUGCUGUUGUAGCAGUGGAUCGCGUGGUUUCAAUAGAAAAUGAUAACUUCCAGCCUCACAAGCGCUCCCGUCUCUAUGGCAUCACUACAGCCUUUGCUCAGUGCCCAGGAGGACACAAUUACUGCUCAGUGAAUAAUGGUGGUUGUACUCACCUCUGCCUGGCUACCCCAGGAGGCCGUACUUGCCGCUGCCCUGACAACACAGUUGGAGUGGAUUGUAUAGAAAGAAACUGAGCAUUAAAACAAGUUUUCCAGUGGCAGUCACUUUUUGGAAAUGUGCUGUAAACAAUUCACUUCUAUAAAUACAAUCAGGCCCUAAAGUUAAAUGCUGCAUGCUGUUGACAGCAAGCAACAAUGCAUGUAUGCAGACACACACAGGCAAUGACUGUUUUGUAGCAGUUAGGCAAGACAGAGCUAGCCAGUUUGGGUCCAACUCUAUCUUGUUCCCUGUAAUACUACCUUCGUGCUUUAAAUUUAAACGUGGAGGCCUUAGUUGCACCUGUGCUGGGCUAGGAGGAAGUGUGUGUCUUGACAAAAUUAAAGUACUGAAUAUAGAAUGGAGUAGAGGAUGGUGAUGGUGGGAUUCUGAGACUGGGUUGUACCUCAAAGCAUGCAGCAGUUAUCUGCAAAGUGGUAUGGUGUGCUUUGCCCUUCACAUACGUGGCUGGGCUGUAUCUUUAGCAGAGAAGCAGCCAAGGGGUCCCAAGGAUGAAUAGGUGUGGAUGGGAACACCCAGUAAUAUCACAGAUUUAAUGCCUAACUCCAUUCAUUCCCACUACUAGUCUUUACACUUCCAAAACUUGAAUCUAAACUUCUGAUUCUUGUGUUACAGAAAUACUUUAUCCACAUGCUUUAAGGGUAGUUCUCACUAACCUCAUGUGAUCCCUUUACACAGCAUGUGAUUCUUGAUAGAUGGUCAGCACUGCUUAGUGGAUGUAUUUGAAGUUUUUGCUGGAUUUUGAGAGAUUUAUUUUAAUUGUCUGAUGUGGAUUCUGGAGUAGUUUCCUAAAAUCCACUAAACAAACUUUAGACAUAGAUCUCAAUUGCUCAUCAAAGACUGUUGUUCAUCAAAGAAUGGAUGUUGAUUCAUUUGGAGGUGUUUCUUUUAUUAAAGACAAAGUCAUAUUUGUUUCCUGAGAAGUUGAAAAAUAAUAUUUGUGUUUGAUUCUAUAAGCCUGAGAAUGAUCUUAGAACUAAACUGUAGCCAUCUGUCUUCUUAAACUAGUCACAUCAUGCAUUUUUCGUAGGCAGUGAGAAACAUGAGAAUUAAUAAUCUGGCUUCCAGAAAGGUCAGCUGUGUCUUGGUGCUUAAAAGACAAAAGGUGGUGCUGCCCCAUUUGUGUGCCAGUGUUCGGUAACAGCAAAAAGGUAUGUUGAAAGUCUAAGCAAAAUUGUAGCAUGUUUUCAACAUCACAGUGAGUUUGGAGAUAGGGAGCAAAAUCAAAAUCCAUAUUCUUAAUGUUGAAGUAGCAGUACAAAGCCAAGAGUGAAGUUUAUCUUCUACAGUUUGUGUUGGGAAGGAAGCUUAUGUGCAAGCCUACUUCAGUCGGCACACAUUUCGCAAUAAUGUUUUGAUCUGAGCAGUAAGCUAUUAACACCCAUUUCCUCACUCCCUCUUCAGACACUACAGUUAAGCUUUCUAGAGAGCCAAUUAAGCUUCAUACAGAGCCACAGUCUUAACUGUGGCAUCUUCCUCUUUAAUUGUAUAUUUAUCAUAAAAAUAGCAAUGUAAACAUUUUAAAGAUUGUUUUUGUAUAACUUUUUGUAACUUUUAAUUCAUUUUACUCAUACACUUAAUCAGGAAUGUCUUACUGUAAAUAUCAAAAACGUGUUGAAAUGAAGGUGCUUGAUAAUUCUUUCUCCAGAAGUGUUCACAUAUCUGGUGAAAUAUUAAAGUUUACACUCUGUACAGAUAUCUACAGUACAGUCAAUAAAAAUGUUUGUUUUUUUAA